Talpa occidentalis (Iberian mole) is the source of this 695-nucleotide messenger RNA. It is a transcript of the gene FKBP11, whose product is annotated as FKBP prolyl isomerase 11. The transcript is spliced from 6 exons. The record is from RefSeq and is a predicted model, not a curated record. Gene Ontology annotation, biological process: protein peptidyl-prolyl isomerization. NCBI's taxonomy places the organism in Eukaryota, Metazoa, Chordata, Mammalia, Eulipotyphla, Talpidae. Bases 58 to 663 code for a protein of 201 amino acids. Gene Ontology annotation, molecular function: peptidyl-prolyl cis-trans isomerase activity.
GCCCGCCGCCAGCGCAGCCUGCCCGGGAGAGCCCGCGCCUGCCCGCCGCGUCCAGUCAUGCCCCCGGGCGCCUCGCCUCUCGCGCCGCGCCUGCUGCUGCUGCUGCUGCUCGCCAGGGCGGUGCGCGGGGCUGAGGCCGGGUCCGAAACCGAAAGUCCCGUCCGGACCCUCCAAGUGGAGACGCUGGUGGAGCCCCCCGAGCCCUGCGCGGAGGCCGCCGCUCUCGGAGACACGCUGCACAUCCACUACACGGGCAGCUUGAUAGAUGGGCGCAUUAUUGACACCUCCCUGACCAGAGAUCCUCUGGUUAUAGAGCUUGGCCAAAGGCAGGUGAUCCCAGGUUUGGAGCAGAGCCUUCUAGACAUGUGUGUGGGAGAGAAGCGAAGGGCAAUCAUUCCUUCUCACCUGGCCUAUGGAAAAAGGGGAUUCCCACCAUCUAUCCCAGCGGAUGCAGUGCUGAAGUUUGACGUGGAGCUGAUUGCACUGAUCCGAGCCAACUACUGGCAAAAGCUGAUGAAGGACGUUUUGCCUCUGGUAGGCAUGGCCAUGGUACCAGCCCUCCUGGGCCUCAUUGGGUAUCACCUAUACAAAAAGGCCAGCAGACCCAAGGUCUCCAAAAAGAAGCUCAAGGAAGAGAAACGAAACAAGAGCAAAAAGAAAUAAUAAAUAAUAAUAAUUAAAAAAAAAUUCCCUUG